This is a messenger RNA of Racocetra persica, 136 nucleotides long. The record is from the annotation of a GenBank genome assembly. NCBI's taxonomy places the organism in Eukaryota, Fungi, Glomeromycota, Glomeromycetes, Diversisporales, Gigasporaceae.
GAGGGAUACUUUAGAUCUAACCUUUAAGUCUAACCUACAAGCAAAACCUACUGACAAGCAAAGUGAACAUGAGUGUUUAUAUACAUUAAGAAUGUUCCGCAGCCAAGACAAAAGACAUGGAAUGAAUUUCCUUUAA